AUGCGUCCCAAACGGGAGCUGCUCGCUUUGCUGCAGCGACUCAACAACUCCGUCGGCAUCUCGGCUCGGCAUGUGUACACGCGCCAGAUCGCAGUCUCGGAGCUCCUGCAGUGCCCGCAGUCCGAAAUCCGCCGACAGUUGCCCGAGCUCUGCGACUUCGUGGACUCCCUCAGCAGCCACAACUCUAACGCUACUGGCACUCCGCCCUCCUCGCUGGUACGUCGUGCCUUCCGACACCCAGAUGCACAGUGGCUGAGUCGCAGCGCGCGUGAGAGUGGCGUCUCAGCGCUGGUAUGUCAGCAACUGGUGCGGUUGGCGAGACAGGACAGCAAUGACGAACUCGUGGAAGACAAUACAACCAACUGGUCGGCCGCCGAGCUCACCAUGCACGUUCUACUAGACGCACUGCUGUCACCGUGCGCACAGCGACUGGGAAAGGCCCCAGACGCCUGUAAGUGGCGUGCGACGCAGCCCAAGCCCAGAUUCCAUGCUAUGACGUGCUUCCCAGUGUGGUCGACCUUGCUGCCGUUCGCAGCGCUGAUGGGACUUCGAUUCCCGGGCCAGCGGGUUAAUUGUAGUUUUGCUCAAAUUACAGGCAUCUGGAGAUUGGUGGAGGAGUUAAACAGAGGCGACAAGGAGAGCCAGAGCGCCGUGACGGAAGUGAUGGUUGGUUUAUUGAGACUCGCAAGCGAUAAAGUGCUCGCAACGUCUGUGGCUGUGAAGAAUGAAAAGAAAACGGUUGGACUGCAUCUGGAUGACCAACUCAUGGAGAAGUUUUCCACUGGACUGCAAGGAUUCUCGUUCAAGAGCUGGCGAGCGAACGCGGUGCUCAAGCCGGCGCUAUUUGAUGCACUGCAGAGCUCUCUAAGUAUUCCAGCGGAUGAGGCGAAGGGUGUUGAGAUACCACAACGAGUUGCUGUGUUUGCGGCAGUAGGGUGCAUCUUUGUUAAGGACCUGGCGGCGGAUAUCGUAUCGACACUCAUCGAGCGUGCCAGUGAUACCGUAACCACGAGUGGAGCAGUCAGAGGACCUCUGCUGAAUUUCCUUGUGGGAUUCUGUGCGCACGUAGACUUGGUAUCGCUGACAUCAGUGAUAGAAAUGUUGGAGUUCCUCGUGGCCGCCUACAAGGCCGUCCCGCAGAAUGAAGGCGAUCUUGAGCCACGACGAGCACAGCAACUGGAACUGGUGUUUUGUAUCGUGUAUGUGGCGUUGCAUCGUUGUCAGAGUGUCGAUACUUUGCGUCAAGAGGUCAGCUCCGACGCUGCAGAGGUCAAGGAACGUCUGGCGCAAUUACAAAUGCGGUUAUGCAGUGACGUUGCGUUCGAGGACUUUUAUGUUGCUGCCCCCUUGCACUGGACCGCAAAAGUAUUGGGGCACUGGGUGUUUCUCUCGGACGAAGAAGUGCAGGCCUUCUCGUCCGAAGCUGAAGAAAAUGACAACGAUUCCGAGAAGGAAUUCAGAGACCGAGUUGAGGCGUGGCACGCUAUAGAAGCGCGCUUUGCCUCCAAACCGGAAUCAUUCUCGGCGUUCACGCAGAUGAAAACGUUGUUGGAGCCGCAUUUGAGACCGUCCAUUCCACUCGACCAGCCAACCCACGAGCAUGGAUUGAUUCUGCCAGCAGCACGGAAGCGUCGACGGACUGAUGAAGUGACGAGAAAUUCUGGAGAUCCUGACAAGCUCGAGCGCUCUAUCGAUGUUCUGUUGCUGCCAGACGUCAUGGAGCGCGUGUGCUCCUUUAUGAGCGCCAAGCGGCUUUGUCGGAUGGCUCUCGUGUGCCGCACAUUUGCAGAUAUCAGCCACCGCGCUUCCCUGUGGCGACCACUUUACAUGCGAGUUGGUUUUCCCAUCUUCAAGACGAAUGCUCUACCUCCUGCGUCGGUGGCGUGUCAUCAUGGCGAGAAGUACGCGCACAACUGGCGCCAACUUCCUAAAAGCCGGACAGUCCAAUGA
Phytophthora infestans T30-4 is the source of this 1950-nucleotide messenger RNA. RefSeq names its product F-box protein, putative. Bases 1 to 1950 code for a protein of 649 amino acids. Lineage: Eukaryota; Oomycota; Peronosporomycetes; Peronosporales; Peronosporaceae. The record is from RefSeq and is a predicted model, not a curated record. The transcript is spliced from 3 exons. Gene Ontology annotation, molecular function: protein binding.